Molecule: messenger RNA, 2988 nt
Organism: Fonsecaea erecta
Lineage: Eukaryota; Fungi; Ascomycota; Eurotiomycetes; Chaetothyriales; Herpotrichiellaceae
Exons: 1
Coding region: 1-2988 (995 amino acids)
Biological process (GO): protein K48-linked deubiquitination
Cellular component (GO): cell periphery; cytosol
Molecular function (GO): cysteine-type carboxypeptidase activity; cysteine-type deubiquitinase activity; K48-linked deubiquitinase activity
Source: RefSeq, a predicted model, not a curated record
AUGACACGCAAAACGUCUCUUCCAUAUCCUACCAGUCCCCCACCUCAGCCUCCAUCGUCGAGUUGUGUCUCUGAAACACAAUCCAACCUAGUACCGGACUCGGCCGAUCUCCCUCCCCUCCCUGCCUCCUCCCAAAGGAGCCCGAUUGCAGCAGGCACUUCUGGUUUUCAGGACGCAGAGAAUCCAUGGUCCGAUCUGCCCACAAAAGACCAAUCAUCCACUCGACCGGUGCCCGAUGUUCUCAGACCGGGGCGGCCUCACCCACCGGCUGGGACUGGCACCAACUCGCAGAGUCAUGGCCUUUCGAAUGUACCCCAGGUUUUAAGAGCAGGUCGGUCGCAGGAAGAUACCCCUCGGUCCUCGCUGGACAGUCAACGUUCCAAAGAUUUCUGGGAUGACUCAGAUGAGGAAGACGGUCGAGGCAAGAGUCCCAAAAGAGGACAAAUUGCCCUUCCAGAUAACGAUCUCCAUGCCGACCCGUGGGUUGAUGUAGAGCCGUCAGAUCAGUCUGCUGGGAUCAAGAGGAAACCGGUAGGGUGGGGAUCGUCACCUGUACAGUCGAGACCGGAUGCACCCACCACUUCGACUUUCGCUUCAAAUAAUCCGUUUCGACGCCCCUCGGACUUUACCUCAGGAGAUGAACGAUUAGGAAUCUCAGAUCAGGAUCAGGAUAGUCCUGAGUUAGCGGGAAAGGCCAAAGAGUCGAAUCGAGGGCGUGCCAUACCCCCCACUGAUCGUUUCCAUGGCUUGAGCGUCGAAAGCGGCACGACACCCGGCCUGUCAUCCUACAACACCAAGAAGGACGUGCAGGCAGCAGCAGUUCCAUGGGGAACUGAGCAUCAGACGGUAGCCCCUCCAAUGCCCCAAGCUCCUCCUCCACCACCCCCGCCGGCAGAACCUCGAUCUCCUUUCAGCGAACAGCCACCGCUCAUGCCCGUAUCUCCGCAUCAUGAUCCAGUCGAAAACCCUUGGGCUUCCAAUGUCAACCUUGCUCCGCCCACUCCGUCCCCGAUUCCCUUCUCUCCGUCUCAAAGGCAAGUCUCCCAUUAUACCAACGAUCUGUUGGUCCGUGGACCGCAAAGGGGAGUUGUGUCCCUCAAGGAUGAACUAGAGACACUCCCAAAUGCCGCUCCGGCAAGUACGGCAGCAUACCAUGAGCCUUCACUCCUAGAAGAUGACGAGGCUCGGCCUCCUCUUCCCAUCAGACAGGUACCUCGCGCGGAAACGGAGUAUUUCGAUCCUCCCGAAGGACCACCUCCACCCAAGCCACUCCGGCCGACGGUACGCACCACCAUCCCAUCAGAUGAAGACGUCGCAAAGAUGAUUGAGCAAAGAAACGAAACAUAUCAGAUCAAACAUUUCAACUGGUUCGACCACGGCUCCCGAAAACUGAGGAGAUCUUCGAUGUUAACCCAGAACAAGAACGGCCCGUGUCCUCUUCUCGCGUUGGUCAAUGCAUUGAUCUUGGGAGCGAAACACGAAUCCCAGGCGGCACUAGACGAGGCGCUGCGGACGCGCGAGCAGGUGUCGCUCGGUCUCAUCAUCGAAACCUUGAUGGAUGAACUCCUGUCGAGAGGAUUUGAUGCCAUAGGAGAAGUCAUGCCCGAUGUGGACGAACUCAACCAUUUCUUGAUGCGCUUGCGGACGGGGAUGAAUGCCAACCCCAGGUUUGUGCCGCCUGUUUCACCGGCGCCCAAUUUGAUGGAUGCCGACGACUCGAUGUUGAAUAUGCCGCAACAGCACCGAGCGAAACAAAAACUAGGGACGUUUGAGGCUACCCCCGACAUGAAACUCUACGGAGCUUUCCAAGUCCCCUUGGUCCACGGCUGGCUUCCCGAGCCAGGAUCGGAAGCUGCCCGGGCGUUUGCCCGAUCUGCCCAAACCUACGAAGAUGCCCAGGCGCUCCAGUUUGGGGAGGAGGAGUUGGAAUACAAGCUCACGACUCAGGGGCUGACGCCCGCCGAACAAAACAUGUGGGAGGAUAUCAUCGCAAUCAAAAAUUUCCUCAAAACAUACCCCACGCAACUCACUCCUUUCGGUCUUGAAGCGGUACAGGGCUCGAUCCCAUCAGGCUCGUUUGCCAUCAUGUUCCGCAAUGAUCACUUUAGCACGAUCUACAAGCACCCUGAAAGUGGGCAAAUCUUCACCUUGAUCACGGAUGCCGGGUACGCAGAUCGGGAUGAAAUCAUUUGGGAAAGCUUGGUCGACAUCAGCGGCAAACGUAACGAGUUCUUCUCGGGCGAUUUUAUGCCCGUGAGCCAUGAUAAUGUUGGAGAUGAGGCAUCGACCCAUCCGGCGGCUCGACGGUCGUCGCAGCUUUUGACCGUCAACAAUGCCCCGCCCGCGACGCCACUUUCUCCACAAGAACAGCAGGAACAACACGAUGCGGACUUUGCCAUGGCACUACAAUUGCAAGAAGAAGAGGAACAACGACAACGGGCGGACCGCAAUCGGCGACACGGGAGCCAUAGCGGCACGAGCGGCACGAGCAGCACGCAGCAGAGAAGAUCACAAUCGGGGAAUAUCCCGAUACCUCUGCGUUCCACACAUCCGCCAGAAGUACGACCGCCGAUCCCGCCCCGCGUCUCUCACGCCCCGACUCCUGCUGUCCAUCGCCCCUCGGACGCCCUGGUCGAAGACGCGCCUCCUGCUUAUGAGGAAGCCGCAAAGGGCAGACCAUACAUUCCGCCACUGGGCAGCCCGCUGCAUCCCUCGGCGGAACCGUCUCCUAUGAACUCGAACACACAGCUGACAGGUACCAUUAGUAACAUCAGCACCCACUCGGCGUCGGGCAUGGCUGACAAUUCCUAUCAUCCACCAGGCCCGAAUGCGGGCAGGAGAGAUCCAAGACGUAGGUUGAGUGCAUACAAUGAGACGUCUCAGUAUUAUACCAGCUCGCCUCAACGGUUGCAACCGCAGCAAGCAGUCCCAGGCCCGUCUGGCAGGGCGGGAAGGCAUGGGCAGGAUCGGGACUGUGUCGUUAUGUGA